Messenger RNA from Musa acuminata AAA Group (dessert banana), 1387 nucleotides. RefSeq names its product cyclic dof factor 4-like. NCBI's taxonomy places the organism in Eukaryota, Viridiplantae, Streptophyta, Magnoliopsida, Zingiberales, Musaceae. The coding region runs from base 756 to 1223 and encodes 155 amino acids. Gene Ontology annotation, molecular function: DNA-binding transcription factor activity; DNA binding. The record is from RefSeq and is a predicted model, not a curated record. Gene Ontology annotation, biological process: regulation of DNA-templated transcription. The transcript has a single exon.
UGGACCCAUCCAGUGAUGGGAGAGUCGUCUUUGUUUGGUACCAACAAGAUCAUAAAGGUGAGGGAAGAAGAAAAAGCCAAUCCUUUGUGUAGGACCAAAAAAGAUGCAGUUUUCUGAUGCUAACCACACUUGUCUGCAAUCUUUCUUGGUUCAGUACAAACAAAUCCCAUUUACUCCCACAUGCCUUGAUGUCUCCCCUGUGGAUCACAACCCCACAGACUGGUGCUGCAAUGAAUCCAGAGUUGAAGCAAUGAUACUGUGUGCCCUCUUUGAUCACCAGGAGGGUUGCACGUCGGGCUGAGCUCAAGGAUAUAUGAAUACCUUUUCCCCCACAUGAAAUGACCAUAAAGUAGUGUUACCUCCACCACAAAUAUUUCCCAAGGUAAGUUAUGAGAGUGCAGAAUGCAGUGUGUGUCAUUUGCACCCACCAAUAAUGGUGGAAAUUUCGUAGAAAAGUUCAGUCCCUCACUUCCAAAGUGGUGUUUCGUCAAACGAGCUUACUCUUUGUUGCUUAGUUUGGGGUGGUGACCUUUCAUCGCUUGAGGUGAAAAAGGACAAUAAAUAAAGAAUGAAGCCUUUCCUCGCCCUUUAUUGGCUGUUCCAUUGGCCCCUUUACAUAUAUCCAUUCUUCUCCGUCUCCUCCUCCUCCUCCGAUCCCUCUCCAUAUAACUCUACGGAGUGCUGCUUUCCCCUUCUCCUCCUCCUCUUAUUCUUCUCGGUAUAAUCCUACAAAAUAUUCUUCUUCUCCUCUCGCGAUGGCAGAAGAAGACGAAGCAGCAAGCUUCAAGCUUUUCGGAACGGUGAUUCUGAAGGGGGAAAGACAGGUCAAGGAGGAAGAGGAGGCCGCGCAGGUGGCGUCGGGGCCGGGUGGGGCGGCUGAGGCGGCGGCGAGGGUGGCGGCGGCUCUGCCGUGCCCGAGGUGCAAGAGCAGGGAGACCAAGUUCUGCUACUUCAACAACUACAACGUGAACCAGCCGCGGCACUUCUGCAGGGCCUGCCACCGCUACUGGACCGCCGGCGGCGCCCUCCGCAACGUCCCCGUCGGCGCCGGCCGCCGGAGAGGCCGCCCCGCCCACCGUGGCGUCGGCGUCAGCAGCGGCGGCGGCGUGCUGGAGCGCCCGCCGCGGGAGCGUUUGGGCGGGGAAGCAGCGGAGCAGUGGCUCCUGAGGCCGCAGGCUCCGGCGAGGGUUGACCCAGGCUUCGACAGCGGGGGGCUUCGUUGACUUUCUUUCUAUGCGAUUACAGCGUGCUCCUCGCACGGGAAAAAGGUUUCUCUAUAUGCCUUGGCCGGCCUUUAUGAGUUGUAUUUGCACGACUAUAAUUGCAGUGCGAUUCCACAUAGAAAACCUUCUAUUUCUUGGCCUUUAACAUCUUAUUUUUUAUGUCA